AUGGUUCUUGCUGGGUCAUAUUACUAUAGUAUCUGUACGAAUAUGGAGGCAGAAAUACAGGCUUUACUAAGUGGUCUUGUUCUCUUACAAGAAUAUGGGUUACAGGAUUAUGAGUUAAUCAUUGAGACUGAUUCCAAGAUGCUAGCAGAUAUGAUCCAGUAUACAUAUCAUGAAGGAAACAAAGUUGCAGAUUCACUUGCAAAUAAAGGUGUAUCAGAUAUGCAGUCUAUCACAUAUGAGUCUACAGAGAGUAUCCCUAUGCAAAUGAAAUUACUUAUGAUGCAUGACGUGGAGGUUUCUCAAAGGGACUCAGAGGAUGAUUCUCUCAUCGACAAUGCAGAAGUCUGUUCAGAGGUUUUGGUCUAUUUUGGCUUAAGCAUCUGUUCAGAUUCCUUAUCUGAUAGGCUAUUCAAUCUGAAAAUAGAUGAUGUGGCCUAUCAACGGUUCUGUUCCCUUAUCAGAUAG
Messenger RNA from Ilex paraguariensis (yerba mate), 465 nucleotides. Lineage: Eukaryota; Viridiplantae; Streptophyta; Magnoliopsida; Aquifoliales; Aquifoliaceae. The record is from the annotation of a GenBank genome assembly.